AUGACGAACGAAGAACACACUGAAUUAGAUGACGGGACAACUAGAGAACAAGAUCCAGCAUCAGAAUGGGUCUUUGACAAAGUGCAGCAAAUGGUCAAGAUCAACAAAACGAAAUGGAACGAAUUUAAGAAUAAUGAAGAAGUGAGUUUAAAAGAAGAUAUAAUAGUAUCUGCGGAGCCAACAGUUGCUGGAAACAGAAAGGGUCUCGUAUUUAUGAAGCACAACCCUGUUAAAAUUAACAAUGACAACUAUGUGGAGUCACUAUUCUAUGAGGAUUUAUUCGGAGAUCCACUUGUAAAUUUACAACGUAUUGUUGAGGGCGUUUAUCUUCCACUGUUACAAUCUCCAAAGAAUCAAAAGGGAUGGCCUAACGUUGUUGCCCAAGAUCUAAUUCGACAAUUUCACAGAUUUACUGGAAUGCUAGAUUUAUUUAUUGGACAUACUAAGGGAGAAGUAAUUUUGCCAAUGCCACCAACAGAAGGUAUAGACGCCACUUCACUCGAUCGAUCUCUUGUGCACACAUUCGAAACAUCAGUGAUAGACUGGAGUAAGGAGGCAAAAAAGAUUAUAGAAAUGGGUUCAGACAAAAUUCUAGAUGAAAUGGAAGCGAGCGACAAGUAUCAAGGCCCGUUAUUUGAACUUGAUUUCUGGGAAACAAAAAAAACAAAACUGAGAAAUCUUGUAGAUCAAUUGAGCAACGAGAAGGUAAAACUUGUUGUAUCAACCCUAGAGAAAACACAGAGUUCCUACGUAACAGGAUUUAAAAAGAUGAUAGACGAGUUACAUUUUUCUUUGAAGGAGGCUGAAGAAAUAUCUCGAUAUUUAGAACCUCUAAGAAAGUAUUUUGACAUGAUUAACGAUGCAACUAUUUAUAUUGGCGAUUUGACAGAAGUGUUGAAGCCUACUCUUUAUCUAAUAGCUUUGGUUUGGCAAAAGUGUGAAUUCUUUACAAUAGGAAAUCUUUUUGUUCUUAUCAGAGAACUUUGUAAUGACAUAAUUUAUAGAUUAUAUAACUUUAUAGAGCCUGCAGAUCUUUGGGGAAAUCCAACGAAACUCAUUGCAGAAAAGUUGGAAUUGUCGUACACAGUUUGUGAGCAAUUCAAGAUUUUAUUUUUCCAAUACAGAGAUAAUGUAAAUAAGACAAACACUCAAAAACCUUGGAAAUUUGAGGGCUCUAAGAUUUUUAAUCGACUCAACAGUUUCAUUGAAAGAUUGCAUGAUAUUAGGACGAUCGCUUUGUAUGUUGACGAUAUGAUGAUGCUGGAUAAGUUUGAUGUUGGAGGAGUAAAUGGAGGUGAAGCAUCCAGUAUGAUUGCACAAGUAUUUGAAGAUUUUGUAGAACAGCAACAGAAAAUCCAGAAUGUGACAUACGACAUUUUAGAUCUAAAACAAACACAGUUUGACAAAGACUUUUACAAGUUUUGUGAGUGCAUCAAUGACUUUGACAAGAGAAUUUGCUUUGUCAUUAACAAGAGUUUACAACUGAAUCCAAAUCUCAAAUUUGCGUUUAAAUUCCUUGAAACAUUAGAGCCACAAACACGAAGAGAAAGAAUAAGGCAGGAGGUUGAAUCAAAAACAACAGGAUUGGUUCACAUCUACAUGGAAGAGCUGUCCAAAGUGUCAACCAUGUUCAACAGAAACAGAGAGGAGCCUCCAGUGCUUGACAACUUUCCCAAGGUGUCUGGAGCCAUUGCAUGGUGUAAGGCGUUGAGAGAACGAAUUACAUGGCCUCUAGAUAGUCUUAAAGCCAAACCAUUUUUAUCAGGAACAUCUCUGAUGAACGAAGUGAUGGAUCGCUAUAAUAGACUUAUUGUACAAUUGGAAAAGUAUGAAGAAGAAGUGUUCAAUUGCUGGAAAUAUUUAUUAGAAAAGAACACGCUAUGUCACUUAAAUGAUAAUGUUAUCAUUAGACUUAACGACUCCAGAUUGCAGGUAAAUUUCAAUUCAGAGCUCGCAUUUUGCAUUCAGGAAGUUGAACAACUUGGCUCUUAUUGCUCGGUAAUUCCUACAGAGGCUUUGGAGCUUUUUUCAAAGGGUGAUUCCUUCCGUCUGAAAAUUUCCAUUAUGGAUCUGAUGGUCAGACAGUACAACACAGUUAUUCAGACGCUAUUAGAGGUUGAAAAGCCUUUAUUGUCUGACAAGUUGAAGGAAGCAGACACACUCAUAGAAGAAGCAACACACAAUCUAACAUGGAAGAGCGAUAUUGACAAUUUUAUUUCGAAUUCACGAGAGGUGGUUAAAGAUUUAUAUAACCGAACUAAUUUCUUGAAAGGCAAUGUCAAAACUAUUGAAAAGAUGGUGGAUAGUUGGAUGACUAUUUCCUCCUUAAUCAUCACAGACAACUCUGCUCAAGAUGAUCUAAAGGAAAGAAAAAGUAGUAAGGUUCUCGAUAUGGUCUCAUUCUGGAGAAAGAGUGACCCUCCUAGUGUAACGAACACAGUAUUCGCUCAAUGGAAGGCAAAAGUUUCUUCAAAUAUCAAAAGAUUAUCAGACGUUCCUAUUCAAAGUGAAAGAAUUCAUCAAAUAAUAGCCAGUAGUUAUGACAAGAUAUGCCCCACUGCUAUUACACAAGAAUGGGAAGGAUAUUGGAAAAAUUAUAUUCUCUUUGUUAACAACAUUGUAGAAAAAGGGCUGUUUAAGGCUAUUAGAGAAGGAUUAACCUUUUUGAUCAACUCUUUUUCUUCCAAAUCGGAGCUGCUGAGUCAAAAUAAUCCCAAAAUUAACAGCAGUAUUUUCAUUACUGUCAAGUUAGAAUUGCUCGGAAAUGAUGCUAUUUUCACACCCAACCUUAUUGAAAGUGCUACUAGUGUUCACAAUAGCGUGAAAGUAUGGGUAAGCAGAGUGUUAGGUCUUUCGACAAUGGUUAAAAGAUUAGAUAUGUCUUUAACCUUUGAAGAGGUUAUUGCAAAGGAUCCAAGCAUUGAAGAGCUAAAACAAAAAGUUUUUGUGUUAAUGAACUCCACCAUCAAGGACAUGGAAGCUCUUCGGGAAAAAUUUUGUGAAUACUCCAUGCUAUGGCAAGAAGAUCCUAAAGAUUAUUUGAACAGAUUCAUUAAAAGUGGAGGAGACGACGUGAGGUUUAACAGCGACAGUGACAUGUCUGAUAGCGAAGAAGUUGCUGAGGUUGAAGGUGAAAAUGUAAUUGCAUCCUUGGAGGAAUUUGAAAUGCAAAUAUUGAAAUAUGAAAAGAUGGUUAAUGAAAUAACAGAAUUACCUGACAAAGCCUCGUUUGGGUGGCUAACUGUGGACGCUUCUCCCAUUAAGGCAGCUUUAUCUAACUUGGCUAGCAAAUGGAGAUUCACUUUCUUAGAUUACUUACUUUCUGAUGUGAAGCAAACACUAUCGGAGUUUAAUGAGUUUGUUUUGGAGAUAACAACAGGCCUUACUCAGCCAAUACCAAAAGAUGAUUACCCUAAACUGGUUGAAAUGAUGAGAUAUAUCGUAAGAUUUAAGGAAAGACCUGAGCACAAACAAAAGGAUGGGCUCUUUGAAAACUUGAGAGAAACAGUACAAUUACUGAAGAAAUAUGGUAUCAUUGUUCCACAAGAGGUAGUUGUGGAUUUGGAUGACGCAAAAAAUAAGUGGAACGAUUUGUCCAAAGUCUACUUUGAUGUUAAGGAUAAGCUUUCAGUUGUGCAAGAUGAAGAAAUCAAAAAGAUUUCAAAGGAAGAAGUGCAAUUUAACCAACUAUCCGAGGCUUUCAGAGAAGAAUUUUUGCAGAUGUCUCCUUUUGAUUACAGUGUCGGUUUGGAAGAAUGUUAUGAACGAAUUGAUCGAGUUAAUGAGAAGCUCAUUGAAGUCGAAGACAGCAUGAGAGAAUUGAGAGACCGACAAAAACUAUUUGGGUUAAUGCAAAACCAAGGAAAAAUAGUUAGAGAAUCGCGAACAGAAUUAAGACUUCUGAAAAGAAUAUGGGACUUGGCUUCUUUGGUGAAAUGGCAAAUUGAUGAAUGGAAACGAAUUCCUUUCCUCAAGAUUAACGACGACGAGCUUUCUGAAGAAACAAAGAAAUUUAUUUUGGAGUUGAAAUCUGUUGAUAAGAGAGUGAAGAGAUGGGAUGUAUUUAUUGGACUUCAAAAUUUUGUUGACAACUUUAUGAUCACACUACCCAUGAUACAAAAGUUGAGAAAUCCAGGAAUGAGAAGCAGACAUUGGAAACAAUUAAUGGAAAAGGCCAAGUUUGAAUUUGAUAUUACAAAUAACUUUACUCUUUCUGAUCUUCUUUCAUUGGAACUCCACAACUACCAGGAAGAUGUUAAUGAAAUUGUCGACAGAGCAGAGAAGGAAAUGAAAAUGGAGAAACAAUUGAAAGACCUUGAAGCUAUUUGGAGUGAUCUGUCAUUUGAUUUUACGCUCCACGUCAAUGGAGUAGAAAUAGUGAAAGUGUCAGAGGACGUUAGAGACAACCUUGAAGAGAAUCAGCUUCAACUCCAAGCAAGUAGUGCAAGUAGAUUUGUCGAGUUCUUUAUCGAAGAGAUUGAAGAUUGGUUAAGAAAGCUAGGACGAGUAGAUGCCGUAGUUACAGGUCUACUUGACGUACAAAGAAAAUGGUUAUACUUGGAAAACAUCUUCAUAGGUACUGACGAUAUUCGUCAGCAACUUCCAAAUGAUGCUAAAAACUUUGAUGGCGUUGAUAGAGAGCUAAGAAGUAUUCUCAUUACAGCAAAACAAGUCAAGAAUAUUGUUGCAUUUUGCUCUCAACCAGGUCUAGAAGAUACAAUCACUGUUUUACAAAACAAACUCACGUCAUGUGAGCAUCAACUCAGCAAAUAUUUGGAAACAAAGAAAAAGGCAUUCCCUAGAUUUUACUUUACAUCAGAAUCAGAUUUGUUGGACAUAUUAAGCAAAGGAGGUCAGUCACCUCACAAAAUACUGAAGCAUAUGCCAAAGUUAAUACAAGCUGUCAAAACUUUGAAAUUCAAGACUGAUGAGCAAGGUAAUCAGUCGAAUGAAGUCAUUUCAAUUAUAAGUAGAGAAGAUGAAGAGGUGAAAUUAACAACUCCUUGCAUAUUACAAGGAAAGGUUGAAGAUUAUCUGAACGACUUGCUUAAGGCCAUUUCUAAAACGUUGAGAGACAUUUUGUCUGAAGCCAUCACUACCUAUUCAAGUAAUAAUAGAGAGGAAUGGCUGACUGGAUAUCCGGCACAAGUCGUAUUGGUGACUUCUCAGAUUUUUUGGACAAUGGAAGUGAAUCAAGCUUUUGAUGCUCUCGAAGAAAACAAUGAAAGUGCAAUGAAGAAUUACUACAAGAAGCAAGUGAAUCAGCUCAACAAACUCAUUACAAUGGUUCAAGGAGAUUUGGAAAAAGGAGAAAGACAAAAGGUCAUGAAUCUAGUAACUUUAGACGUACAUGCUAGAGACAUUGUCGACAAAUUAAUAAGCGACAACAUCACAUCAUCUCAAGAUUUUGGAUGGCAAUGUCAGCUAAGACAGCGUUGGGAUGCAGAACAUCAAGAUUGCAUUAUUGAUAUUUGUGACGCUACGUUUAAGUAUGGAUACGAGUAUCUUGGUAAUGGUCCUCGUCUUGUGAUUACUCCUCUUACUGACCGUAUUUAUAUUACUUUAACUCAGAGUUUACACUUAAUUAUGGGUGGUGCUCCAGCGGGCCCUGCAGGAACUGGUAAAACAGAAACAACUAAGGAUUUAGGAUCUCAGCUCGGAAAAUCUGUAUACGUAUUCAACUGUUCAGAUCAAAUGAACAAUGAAAGUUUAGCUGACAUUUUUAAAGGAUUGGCAUCGAGCGGUGCUUGGGGAUGUUUUGAUGAAUUUAACAGAAUUGCUGUGGAAGUAUUGUCUGUGGUUUCCACUCAAUUCAAGAGCAUCUUAAAUGCCAUCAGAGCCAAGAAAGAUAGGUUCUUGUUUGAGGGAGAAGAAAUUUCUCUUGACCCAACAAAUGGAGUAUUUAUCACCAUGAAUCCAGGUUAUCUGGGAAGAACUGAGUUACCAGAGUCUUUGAAAGCGCUUUUCAGACCUGUUACUGUCGUAGUACCAGACUUGGAGUUAAUUUGUGAAAACAUGCUAAUGGCAGAAGGUUUCAAAGAGGCAAAACAAUUAGCGAAAAAAUUUAUUACCCUGUACAGUUUAAACAAAGAUUUACUUUCAAAGCAAGACCAUUACGAUUGGGGACUUCGUGCCAUCAAAUCUGUCUUGGUUGUUGCUGGUACCUUAAAAAGAUCCGAACCGUCUAUGCCUGAAACUCAAGUACUUAUGAGAGCUCUCAGAGAUUUCAAUCUACCAAAGAUUGUACAAGACGACUUGGAAGUCUUCACUGGUUUAAUUAAUGAUUUAUUCCCAGGAAUCGACCCUCCUCGUAAGGUAGAUAAGGAAUUUGAGCAAAUAGCUGCUGAACAAAUUGCAGAAAUGAAAUUGCAACCUGAAGACAGCUUGGUGCUGAAAGUGGUUCAGUUAGCAGAAUUGUUAGAAGUACGUCAUAGCGUCUUUAUUAUUGGUCCUUCUGGCUCUGGAAAAUCUGUUUGUUGGAAAUCUCUUGCUGCAGCAAAACGAGCAAGACAUGAAAAAGUUCUUGUGAGGUAUCUCGACCCCAAGGCAAUUACGUCUCAUGAGCUUUACGGUUACAAGAAUGAUCAAACUGAUGAAUGGAGAGAUGGAUUGCUGAGUAGUAUCAUGAAAAAUUUGGCAGAGAGAGAAGAUACAGAUCCAAAAUGGAUUAUACUCGACGGUGACCUUGAUACUGAAUGGAUUGAGUCAAUGAACUCUGUCAUGGACGACAAUCGAAUUCUAACUCUUGCAAACAAUGAUCGUAUUCCAUUGCUUUCACACAUGAGGUUGAUAUUUGAGAUUUCACACUUGAAAUACGCAACGCCUGCCACAGUCUCGAGAGCCGGAGUACUAUUCAUUGGAGAAAAGGACAUAGGAUGGCAACCUUAUGUAGCUUCAUGGAUCGACACUAGACCUCAGGUAGAACGUGCCCAUUUAGUUAUUCUGGUUGACAAGUACAUACCUGAAACUCUAAAAUUUAUCAGAGCUAAUUUCAAGCAUUUAAUUCCUCUUUCAGAUUUUGACAUGGUAUCAUCUCUUUUCCAAAUUUUAGAAAGCUUGUUCGUAAAGUAUCCAACCCAUGGAGAGAAAGAAACAAUAGAAAGCUUCUUUGCUUUUUCAACAAUUUGGGCCUUCAUGGGAGCUGUGGUUGACAAUGAAAAACACACAAACAAAGGAUUAUUCGAUAAGUGGUGGCGUACUACUUUUAAGACCGUCAAAUUUAGUGAUGAAUAUUCUGUUUUUGACUUCUACUACAAUCCAACAUCAAAAUGUAUGGAACCUUGGAAAGAUAUAAUGCCAAGUUAUGAAUUUGAUGUUGAUAUUCCAGUACCUCAAAUUAUGGUUCCAACAGAAGAGACAACAUGCAUUAGAUAUUUAAUGGACCACGUUGUUGAUUUUGGCAAGCCACUUAUGUUGGUUGGAAAUGCGGGAGUUGGUAAAACUCAAAUCAUUCAGGAUAAGCUCAAUAAUUUGGAUAUUUUAAACUUUUCAUCAACAACCAUUAAUUUCAACUACUAUACCGACUCGGAGUCUCUUCAAAAGUUCUUGGAAAGCUCCUUAGAAUCAAAGGGAGGAAAGAGACUUGGGCCACCAGGUAACAAAAAGAUGAUUUUCUUCAUUGACGAUUUCAACAUGCCAAAAGUGGACGCCUACGGCACGCAAACACCAAUUGCUUUACUCAGACAGCACUUGGAUUAUGGAUGCUGGUAUGAACGAGCAAAAUGGAAUUUGAAAGAAAUCAUUAAGGUUCAAUAUAUUUGUGGUAUGAACCCCACAGCUGGUAGUUUUGUUGUAAAUCCUCGAUUGCAACGUCAUUUCAUAACUUUGGGCAUUAACUUCCCAUCAAGAGCUAGUUUACAGAAAAUUUAUGGCGCAAUCUUAAGUGGUCAUCUGAAAAGAUUCUCUUCAGAUAUCAGUAACUUGGUCAAUAAUAUCAUGAAUUCAGUUAUUGACGUUCACGAAAAGGUUGUGAAUGUUUUCCCAAAGACUGCCCACAAAUUCCAUUAUGAGUUCAAUUUAAGACAGCUCUCAAGCUUGUUUGAAGGAUUGUUACGAAGCGAGCCUUCCGAGUUCAAAGACCAAAAAGCUGGAGCAUUUAAAUUUGCAAGAUUAGUCGCCCAUGAAAUUUGUCGUGUAUAUGGAGAUAGAUUGUCUUCGAGGACUGAUGUGGCUCUCUUUGAAAAAGAUAUUAAGGGAAUUUUGAACGACAAAUUCCCAGAGUUUGGUGGUGAAGCUGUUACAAGAAAGCCAUUAGUAUUCUCUCACUUUGUUAAUGGUGCAGAUGGAUCGUAUGAUGAGUUCACCAGCAUGGACAGUAUUAGAGCUGUCCUUGAGGAAGCGCUCGGCAGAUAUAACCAAACAAAGGCUUCCAUGGAUUUAGUCCUUUUCGAAGAUGCUCUUGAACAUAUUUGCAGAAUCAACAGAAUCAUUAAGGGAGCCAAUGGUAAUGCGUUAUUGGUUGGUGUUGGAGGUAGUGGUAAACAAAGCUUAUCAAGACUUGCUGCCUAUAUUGGAGAUUUUGAGAUUUAUAAAAUUGUUAUCACGAAGGAAUAUGGAGUUAACAAUCUAAAAGAAGAUUUAAAGAUAAUGUACAAGAAAGCAGGGAAAGGACAAAAAUUAGUUUUCCUGAUUAAUGAUAACCAAAUUAUUGACGAAAGAUUUUUAGUAUAUAUCAACGAUUUACUUUCAACUGGUAAUAUACCAGACUUGUUUGCAAGUGAUGAGCGUGAAGAAAUUGCAAACUCUCUAAGAACAGAAGUGAAAUCUGCAGGUAUUUUUGACAUCUCGAAGGAAAGCUGUUGGAAGUUUUUCAUUAACAAAGUGAGGAAAAAUCUACACGUUGUUUUGUGUUUCUCACCAGUUGGUGACAAUCUUAGAAUAAGAAGCAGAAAUUUCCCUGCCAUCAUUAACUGUACUCAGAUCGACUUUUUCUUCCCAUGGCCUCAGGAAGCUCUUCUAAGUGUUGCUGAUAAGUUUUUGAGACCUGAACAAGCGAUUACUGGAGAAAACCAUCCUUCCAUUGUAAAAGCAAUGUCUUUUAUGCAUGAAAAAGUGAAUGAAUUCAGUGAAAAGUUUUUACAAGAUUUAGGAAGACAUACAUAUACCACUCCAAAGAGUUAUUUGGAAUUUAUUAAGCUUUACAAGUCAUUGCUUUUCAAGAAGAGAGAACAUAUUAAAUCACUCAUUGACAGACUAAGCCAAGGAAUACAAAAGUUGAGGGAUACCACACAAAAUGUUACAAAGCUUCAAAAGCAAUUAGAGAUUCAAGAGAAAGAGGUUAAAGAAAGAGAAGCAGCUGCUGAUGUUAUUCUGGAGAAAGUUAAAAAAGAAAGAGCCAUUGUUGAAGCUGAAAAUAGAAAGGCAUUAACCGAGGAGAAAAAUGCUUCAGAAAUAAGCCAACAAGUUGCGCAACAGACUCUUGAAUGUGAGGAAGAAGUUGCUAAAGCGAAACCAAUUUUGGAAAGUGCAGAACAAGCUCUAAAGACGUUGAACAGAAACGAAUUGACAGAAUUAAGAUCGUUCAAGACUCCAAACAAAAAUGUAUUGCUUGUUUUCCAAGCAGUUCUUAUUUUGCUAAGUCCAAAGAAUGGAGUAUCAAAAGAUUUGAGUUGGUCUGCAGCUCAAAAAGCCAUGGCUAAAGGAGCAGACAAGUUUUUAUCGUUACUAGAAGCAUACGAUGCUAAAAACAUUCACCCACACAUACUUCCAGCUAUCAAGCCCUUUAUGGACAAUCCAGACUUUACUGGAGAGCAAAUCAAGAAGCAUUCAUCUGCAUCUGCUGGUUUGUGUGAUUGGGUGAGAAAUACCAUUGAGUACAAUAGAGUGUUUGUGGAUGUGAAACCUAAAUUUGACAGUCUAGAAAAAGCCAAGAUUGACAAAGCCAACGCCGAAGAAAAGUUGAAUAAGGUGAGGAAGACAGUUUCCAAACUGCAAAAGCAGCUUAAAAAAAUCGAAGCAGACUAUCAAGCUGCUGAAGACGAGAAGAAUGCAGCACUUGAUAUUGCAAGAAAAACACAAGAAAAACUUGACUUGGCUCAAAGAUUCGUGAAAGCAUUGUCUUCAGAAAAUGCUCGUUGGGUAGAAGAAAUUCAAAAAUUACAAGCACUUAAUAAUGUUUUGAUUGGAGAUGUAUUACUGGCUUCUGCUUUCAUUUCGUAUGCUGGUAGUUUCGAUAUGCAUUUCAGAAACGAUUUAGUGGAGUCUUGGAAGAAAGAAAUGUUAGAGUUGAAGAUACCAAUUUCUGAAAACGUGAAUAUAGUUGAUGUACUAACUAACGAUGCUGAAAUAGCCAAGUGGGGAAAUCAAAAGCUUCCAUCUGACAAAACCAGUAUAGAAAAUGGCUGUAUUUUACUGAAUUGCGAAAGAUGGCCACUAGUGAUUGAUCCUCAAUUACAAGCAAUUACCUGGAUCAAGAAUCAGUUCACAGAUAUUGUGUUACUGAGACUUGAACAGCAUGACUUAAUUGAAAAGAUGGAGAGAGCAAUACAAAAAGGAAGUACGGUGUUGAUAGAAAACAUUAAGGAGUCAAUUGACGCAAUUCUAUCUCCGGUAGUUGGAAGAAACAUUAUUCAUAGUGGCUCUGGAAAGUACAUCAAACUUGGCAAAAACGAAGUUGAGUAUAAUGAGAACUUUAGAUUAAUAUUGCACACCAAGUUGAGUAACCCUCAUUAUAACCCUGAAAUUCAAGCCGAAACAACAUUAAUCAAUUUUUCAGUUACGGAGGAAGGUUUAGAAGAGCAACUUUUAGCGCUAGUUGUACAGAAAGAGCGUUCAGAUUUGGAAGAGAAAAAAUCAGAGUUGAACACCAAGAAGAACGAGUUUAAGAUCAAGCUAAAAGAGCUAGAAGACAAUCUUCUUGAAAACUUGAAGUACAAGGGUGACAUUCUUGGAAAUGUAGAUCUCAUAUCAGGUUUAGAAAAUACCAAGAAAACAAGCGAGGAAAUCAAACUACAAGUUUUGGAGUCUAUUGAAACAGAGAAGGAUAUUAACUCUGCAAGAGAAAAUUAUAGAAAAGUGGCUAAGAGAGGUUCCAUGUUGUACUUCCUCUUAGAUCAGCUUCAACUUGUUGAACACAUGUACAAGUAUUCUUUAGGAGCCUUUACUGUUGUUUUUAACAGAGCUAUAACCAAAACGGAGAAGGUUGAAAAUGAAGAUCUUUUCGUCAGAAUAGAAAAGUUGAUUGAUUCAAUUACAUUUUCAUGCUAUGAAUAUGUUGAACGCGGUUUAUUCGAAAGACACAAGCUCAUAUUUAUUACAAACUUAUGCUUUGCAAUUAAUCAUGACAAGUUUAAGCCAGACCAUUUAGACUUUUUAAUUAAAUGCUCCCCUGAUCCAAAUACACCCAAAGAGAACCCAUUUUCAGAUUGGCUUUCAGAUUUUAGUUGGAGAGCAAUUUACAAGUUAAACCAAUUGGAAGGUUUUGAAAAGUUAUAUGAUGAUAUUGUGAAUUCUGGAAAACGAUGGAAGUUAUGGUCCAUGUUGGAAGCUCCAGAAAAAGAGAGUCUACCUCAAGAAUGGAAGAAAAAGUCUGGCUUUGAAAAACUUCUCAUCAUUAGAGCGUUGAGACCUGAUAGAAUCACUCAAGCCUUGAAAGAAUUUGUUGGAGAGAUCAUGGGCACCAAGUAUGUCGAUUCAAUUCCAUUCUCAUUAGAUAAGAUAUUUGCAGAGUCAAGACCAAAUACCCCUCUCUUCUUUAUUUUGUUCCCUGGUGCUGACCCUAUCAAAACGAUUGAGGCACUCGGAAAAAGACUUGGAUUCUCUGAAGAGAAUGAAAAGUUUGUGAACAUUUCAAUGGGUAAAGGCCAAGAAGAACAUGCAGAAAGGCAACUUCAACGAGCCUAUGAAAUUGGUGGUUGGGUGGUUCUACAAAAUAUUCAUCUCAUGAAAAAGUGGUUACCAACAUUGGAAAGAAAAUUAGAAAAACUGUCAGAAGGCUCUCACAAAGAUUUUCGUGUUUUCCUCACGGCAGAGCCAACACAUCAUCCUGUUAUUCCUCAAAGUAUUCUUCAAAACUCGAUCAAAAUUACAAACGAACCACCUCAAGAUCUUUCAGCCAAUUUACACAGAGCGCUUUCUAACUUUUCACAAGAGUUCUUUGAGUCCUCAAUUAAGCAAAGCGAGUUCAAAACAAUUCUCUUUGCACUUUGCUUUUUCCAUGCUGUAGUAUUGGGAAGAAGAAAGUUUGGCUUCCAAGGUUGGAGCAGAAGCUACAGUUUCAACAAUGGAGAUUUAACAAUUAGCGCUGAUGUGUUGUAUAACUACUUGGAAACCAAUGACUCGAUUCCAUGGGAAGAUAUUAGAUAUAUAUUUGGAGAAAUUAUGUAUGGUGGUCAUAUCACGGAUUACUGGGAUCGUAGAACUUGCAGUACAUACUUGAAAUGUCUGUUAAGAGAACAAUUAUUUGAUGAGAUGGAAUUGGGUCCUGGAUUUAAGGCACCAUCAAGCAUGCAGUCUCUUGAUGAUUAUCACGAGUUCAUUAAUGAAAAGUUACCAUCCGAGUCACCUGCUCUGUUUGGGCUUCACCCUAAUGCCGAGAUUGACUUCCUGACCAACCAAGCUGAAUCUCUAUUUUCUUCAAUCAUUAGAAUUAGAGGAGAGAGUGGUUCUUCCUCUCACGAUGCUAUUGAUGAUUCAACGGCACAUCAAAUUGAAGAAUUGUACAAUAUGCUUCCUGACAAUUUUGAUUUGGAUGAAAUUGCAAGUCGAGCAGACAAAAAGAUUCCUUUCGUAGCUGUUUGUUUGCAAGAAUGUGAACGAAUGAACAUUCUGUUAACAGAAAUCAAAACUUCACUCACAGAACUUCGAAAAGGUUUGAAUGGAGAGUUAACCAUUUCGGAACAAAUGGACCAUUUGAGAAAAUCACUUUCCUAUGAUCAAGUUCCAGAUCGAUGGCAUAAAGUUGCAUAUCCCUCUCGUAAACCUCUCAAUCCAUGGUUUGAAGAUUUAAUCAAGAGAGUACGACAACUCGAAGAAUGGAGUUCUGAAUUGACUCUUCCAAAAGUGGUAUGGCUUUCAGGUUUGUUCAAUCCAAUGGCAUUCCUCACAGCAAUCAUGCAAACAUCUGCUCGUAAGAAUGGAUAUCCAUUAGAUAAGAUGUGUAUUCAAACAGAAGUUCUCAAAAAGACUCGAUCUGAAAUUCCACCCACUCCUCCCAGAGAAGGUUGUUAUGUGGAUGGAUUUAUUCUAGAAGGAGCUGGAUGGGACAUGAAAACAGGUAUUCUGAGAGAGAGUGAUCUCAAAGUAUUACAUACUCCAAUGCCAGUCAUUCACAUCAAAGCAGUUCCAAUUGACAAGAAGGACGUGAAAAGUAUUUAUGAAUGUCCUGUCUAUAUUACUCCACAACGAGGACCAACGUAUAUUUUCACAGCACAACUCAAAACGAAACAUGAUGUUUCCAAGUGGAUUCUUGGUGGUGUUGCUUUACUACUUGGAAAUUAA
This is a messenger RNA of Naegleria lovaniensis, 13437 nucleotides long. RefSeq lists its product as uncharacterized. The transcript is spliced from 2 exons. Gene Ontology annotation, molecular function: dynein light intermediate chain binding; dynein intermediate chain binding; minus-end-directed microtubule motor activity. The coding region runs from base 1 to 13437 and encodes 4478 amino acids. NCBI's taxonomy places the organism in Eukaryota, Heterolobosea, Eutetramitea, Acrasida, Naegleriidae. Gene Ontology annotation, cellular component: dynein complex. Gene Ontology annotation, biological process: microtubule-based movement. The record is from RefSeq and is a predicted model, not a curated record.